Amorphotheca resinae ATCC 22711 is the source of this 387-nucleotide messenger RNA. RefSeq lists its product as hypothetical. Lineage: Eukaryota; Fungi; Ascomycota; Leotiomycetes; Helotiales; Amorphothecaceae. The transcript has 2 exons. Bases 1 to 387 code for a protein of 128 amino acids. The record is from RefSeq and is a predicted model, not a curated record.
AUGUCAAAUCCAACCCCUCAGGAAGUGGUGCAUGCCUACCGACACCUGUACCGAGGGCUCCUUCAUGCGGUACAAUUCUCUAUGCCAGCAAGAUUUACAGCAAGAGACCAAUUGAGAGACGCCUUCCGCAAAGAGGAUCCGUCGACUUUCAACAAGGACAAGAUAGCCAGGACGGUGGAAUUUCUCAAGUUAGCCGCUCAAGAAACAGGGCUUGAGCAUCGGCUUGUCAAGAAUCUCCUGCGCACGAAUUAUGAGCGACGAAGGGCGUAUCUUUUGGCAAAGAAAGAUAGGAAGCCAGCUCAAAUUAAGAUACGGAAGACUUCCAUGAUCCACUACGAUAUGACAUUGGCCAUGCUCAAUGAUAGUAUGGGUCUCUGCUUGCGAUGA